AUGGAUACUCAUCAUCAUCAUCAUGCCUUAUUCAUCAACAAAUGCUCUUCUACUCUACCCCCACGCUAUUCAUAUGACUUGCAACAACGACGAAGGAACUCGUUACAGCCUCCUUCAAGCAGACAGCGACCUUUAUCCUUGUCCUUGACCAAUCGCACCGAUCUCAACAAUCGCAUUGCAGAUAGCUUCCAAGAGUUCUCGACAAUGUUGCAGCAGUACUCGGUUCCACAACCAAAGACACCUCCUCCACAAAAAAGAACUGUCAAUGCACGAGAAUCACGUUGGUCGGUGGCAUCGCUCCCAUCGGUAUCGUCCACAAGCACAGCAGUGUCAUCGUUGUCGUCAUCGUCAUCAGCGUUCUCGUUGCCUGUUUCGCCUACAACUACGUAUAUCAAGACCAAGCCUGUGGAACAAGAAGAGCAGCAUAGUUACCAGCACCAGUCUAAUGAAUUAAGCGUGCAUCCACUUUCAAAUGCAGACGGCUGUAAUAAGCGGGGAAGCAAGAUUGUGCAGCGCUUGGUCCGUGCCGCAUGCCAGGGUGAUCUUACUACUGUCAAUACUAUCAUCAACAAGGAACGUACGAUUCAAGUCGAUGAUUCAUUGAAUGAGCAUGGAUGGACCUGUUUGAUGUGCGCUGCAUGCUUUGGACAAAUCCCAAUUGCACGGGCUCUAUUGGAUGAUGUCGGUGCAAGCAUUGAUAUACAAGAUAAAAAAGGAUGGACUGCACUUGUAUGGGCCACGUCGCGUCGACAUAAUCAAGACAUGGUUCACUUUUUACUUGAGAGAGGAGCUUCAUACUCAAUACGAUCCCUGGCUGGUUAUUCUAUAUAUCAACUUGCAAAUUCGGAUAUGGCGCUACUUUUACCUCGUCGUGAUGCACAUACCAAACGACCUAGACAACCACAACGACGACAAACUGAACCAGCAAACAUCAAGGAUCAACAAAAGAUAUCCUAUUACAGCGCCGAUAUGUACAGCUACAACAACAAUGAUGAUGAUGACGACGAUGAUGGUGGCGGUGGUAGUGAUGGACAUAUUGCAACACCCAAAGUGGAUGAUAUAGAUGCAUGGGAAAGCACGCUUCAAUCGUCAUAUCGAUUUGAUUGGGACAAAUGCCGCCCUGAUCAAAUGUUUGUCUUUUGCGAGGAUGAUACGACACACAUCAUUGAUACCAUCAUUUCAGAUAUCAAGCUCCCAUUACAAUCACACGAGGAUCUCUGGAUACCUUCCAAUGUCGUAUAUCUUUGUUGUCGUUUCUCACACAAUCACUCCAUGAAAGAGCUUACCCAACAAUUCCUACGAUCGGCAAUUACUCGUUUUGGCAAGGUAGCCAAGGCCAACACCCGUAACCUGCAUUCACUUGCUUUUUGGAUAUCCAACCUUUACCAAUUGCUCGUGUAUUUGAGACGUGAUACCAAGCUUGCAGUCAGCACAUGGGAGGAACAACAACAAAUCCAAGCACUUGUUAUUGAUAUCUUCGACAAUCAUUUACGAUCUUAUUGCGAACGCUUAUUGGAUAAGACAAUCGAGUCUACCAUGUUGGAUUAUGAAGAAGCUUGUGGAUUGGAACCUGUGGAAUACGUGGAUGAUCGUAGCUGGCAACGACGAAUGAGCUUUCGACGAAGAAGUAGCAGCAUCACACCACCGAGUACAAUCAUCACAUCUCUCACAUCCCUCCUUGAGACUUUGACAUCCUAUCGCAUCCAUCCUGAUAUCCAACACCAGCUCAUUGCCCACUGCAUCAAUUAUAUUGUCAAUGAAGUCUUUGAUCGUAUGAUUAACAACAAGAAGCAUCUAAGUCGAUCCAAAGCUAUUCAAGUGCGCAUGAACGUGUCUACUUUGGAAGAAUGGGCUCGAACACACCAGCUGGCUUCUCUUUUUCGGCGUAUUACUCAACUCCUUCAAUUCCUUCAAUGCGUUUCACAGCUCCAUGAACUUCAAGUCUUUCAAGAUACCGUACGCCAAUUUGAUCUUUUGACACCAUAUGAAAUACGCCACAUUGUACUCAACUAUCGUUAUGAGAUUGGAGAACCACAAUUACCAUCCACUAUGCCACAGCUGUCCAAGGACUUGCACAAUACCCGCGGAGGAGAAGACAAUGACCAAGAUAAAGCCCGCAUCCCAUUUACCCUGCCACCCAUUGAUAUUAUGAGCAAACGAAGACAUGAUGAUUUCCCCCAUAUCCCUGAACGUUGGGUCAUUAGGCUAGAUAGUAAAUAA
Lichtheimia ornata is the source of this 2220-nucleotide messenger RNA. RefSeq lists its product as uncharacterized. Gene Ontology annotation, molecular function: GTPase binding. The transcript has 3 exons. Bases 1 to 2220 code for a protein of 739 amino acids. Lineage: Eukaryota; Fungi; Mucoromycota; Mucoromycetes; Mucorales; Lichtheimiaceae. The record is from RefSeq and is a predicted model, not a curated record.